Melampsora larici-populina 98AG31 is the source of this 699-nucleotide messenger RNA. RefSeq lists its product as uncharacterized. The transcript has 5 exons. Gene Ontology annotation, cellular component: plasma membrane. Bases 1 to 699 code for a protein of 232 amino acids. Lineage: Eukaryota; Fungi; Basidiomycota; Pucciniomycetes; Pucciniales; Melampsoraceae. The record is from RefSeq and is a predicted model, not a curated record. Gene Ontology annotation, biological process: signal transduction. Gene Ontology annotation, molecular function: GTP binding; GTPase activity; GDP binding.
AUGAAGAUCUAUACUAUCGAUGAUAGCUUUCUAUUCACAACAAUGGUCGAUAACGUUCAGUGGCAAAUUGAAAUUUUGGACACUGCUGGCCAGGAGGAAUAUCGAGGAUUGUGGGUGGAGCACGCUAUCUCUCAAGGCGACGCUUUCGUAGUCACCUAUGCUAUCAAUUCGAUCGGAUCUUUCAACGCUGUUCCAAGUUUUUUGGAGAUUAUCAAGAAUGCAAAGAAAAAUUCCACGAGUCAACUUCGCGACCCACCCGCGGUUUCCAACAUGAGGCCAAAAGAUUAUCCUUUUCCAUUUGUCGUCGCUGGAAACAAAUCUGACCUGACUGACUCGAGACAAGUAGCAGAAGAUACAGGGUAUAAACUGGCAGAUGCAGCAGGCGGGAUGUUUUUAGAGUGCUCGGCAAAAGAAAACAUCAACAUACAGGAACUGUUUGCUGGACUUGUGCGAUCAAUUGUCUGGUUGCGUCAGAAGCAAAAUGCCUUGGGCCGCGAUCCAACGAACAUGUAUGAGCAAUUCAUACCCAAUAUAGGAUAUCAAUCUUCCAAGGCAGUUCAAUCCCAAUCCGCCACCACGGAACUUCGGCUUACCGGCGAGGAGUCUGCAGGUUCUCAAAAAAAACAGACUGAUGUUCAGAAAACAUCGGGGGAAUCGGAAGGACCUCCAAAGUGGCCUUGCAACUGCAAUGUGGUGUGA